AUGGCGCUCCCAGAAACGAUUUUCGAGUACAAUGCUGCGAUCAGUGCAUCUGGUCGUGAGACCUGUUGGCCCAAUUCUUUGGUACUCUUGGAGCUCUUGGUGCAACAAGGUCUGGUUCCUACAAUCGUGUCCAGGAGCGCUGCAGUGGGUGCCUGCAGCAGAUCUGCCAGGUGGCAGAGAGGCCUUGCAUUGCUUCGAUGCAUCGAAAAUACUUCCAUUCGCCCAAAUGCCGUAGCCUUCAAUGCCGUCAGUAGCAGCUCUGGAAAAGCUGGGAAGUGGCUUUGGAGUUGCCAAAACUUUGAGACCUUGCGCUGGAGGUCCAUCCUGCCAACUCUUCAGAGCUUCGGUGCUGCGCUCUCCGCUGUCUUGGCCUGGACCGCCGCCUUGCAGCUUUACGUGCAGAUUUCACUCAUGCAUUUAGACCCGGACCUGGUUGCCUUGAACGCCCUCUGCGGGGCGGCGGCUGUCUCUGGUCGGUGGCUGCUGACACUGCGACUCAUGCAUGCUGCAGUUCACGCACGCUUGCAGUGUGAUGCCGUGACAGGAACGGCGUUGAUGAGCUCUUGUGAGACCUGCCGAGCUUGGAGAGAAGGGCUUUUGAUGUGGAGAGCAUUGCGGCAGGAUGGCAUGACUGCAAAUCUCAUCCAGCUCAAUUCUGUCAUCAGCAACCUUGGCAAAGGUCGACAUUGGGAGCUUGUUGGAGAUUUGCUGCACACGGAGGGGAUGCAGCCGGAUGAGGUGACAAUCUGCAGCAGCCUCGCAGCAUGCUGCGAUGGUCUUCAGUGGGAGCUCGCUUUGUCCUGCUUUGGCACCGACGUGGUCCACGGUACUGACCCGAAAGCUGCCACAGGGCUACUCGGGGCCUUGCGAGGUGCUCAGCAGUGGCGUCGGGUGCGGCACAUCUUCAUGCAGGUCUCCGUGGACCUCCCUUGCAUCAACGAGGUGGUGGCGACGAGCUCGACCAGUUGGCAAUGGCCAGUGGCCUUGAACGACUUUCUACAGAUCCAGGACAUUCAGCUACAGCCAGAUACGGUGGCUCGGAAUACGCUCCUGGCGGCGUUCUUGCCCAAAGGAUCGUGGCAGCAGAUGAUGCUCCAUUUCGAUGAGAUUGGUGACCUCAAGGGCUUCUGCUGUGCAGCAACCUGCUAUGCGCGUGCAGCGCAGCAAGAGGAGCUGCUAGCACUGCUGAGGCGCUCGACGUCGACGAGGUCGAGGCUGGAUCUGGAUUUGAGUGAGCUAACCCUGGCGGCAUCAAGUGCACAAUUGCCUCCAGACAUCUUGGAGUGCUUGCGACCACCUGUCCUGUCACGGCUCGGAAAAGGAGCAGUCCUUCACGAGGCGAAUCCUAUGAGGCAGAAUCUCACUGUGGGCUUGGUAGGAGCCUUGGGGGAGCUGAUGGAGCGCCAUCCCCGGGCAGCAAGGACGAUGAGUCGAGAAGAGCGAGGACUUUCUCCAACGAAGCCUUAUGCUGGUGGACUGAGAUGA
Durusdinium trenchii is the source of this 1485-nucleotide messenger RNA. NCBI's taxonomy places the organism in Eukaryota, Dinophyceae, Suessiales, Symbiodiniaceae. The record is from the annotation of a GenBank genome assembly.